AUGGCUUCCAAACUCCUCCGUAUCAACCGCAACGUUUUCCUCGCAGCACGACCAACAGCUCGCAUCACAUCGCAAAGAGCACCGCUCAAGAACAACAUCAACGACCUGAGCAACCACCGCGCUUUCACAACAACACGCAUCAUGUCUGUCCAGGUCGACUCCAACUUCAUCUCGCAGAUCACCGCUGCCGAGAAGAAGAUCACCGGCAAGGACGAGCCACACAAGGGCGGCCCUACCGCGAAAGCCCAACAGCACGUUGGCCAGAACCUCACCGCACAAGUCAUCCACGACAUCACCGAGGGCGAGAAGGUCCUCACCGGCUCCGAUGAGGUCAUGAAAGGAGGUCCUACAUCCAUCGCUCAGUCUGCUCUUACAGCCGGCUCAGCUCCGUCCAACAACAAUAACAACAACACUGGCGCCAACACUUCCAACGCAUCCGGAAAGCUAGACUCGUCGACGCUGAGCAAGAUCACCGAUGCCGAGAAGAAGUUGACGGGUGAGGAUGGUCCCGUACCUGGAGGUCCCACUGCGCAGGCGCAGAGUCACGCCAAAGAGCCCAUCACCAGCGAGGCGCUGCACGACAUUACUGAGGGAGAAAAGAAGGUUACUGGUGGAGAGCGUGUCAAGGGCGGGCCUACGUCGACUGCUCAGUCUGAGCUCGCGAAGAGCAGGUCAUAA
Messenger RNA from Alternaria triticimaculans, 678 nucleotides. RefSeq lists its product as uncharacterized. The transcript has a single exon. Bases 1 to 678 code for a protein of 225 amino acids. The record is from RefSeq and is a predicted model, not a curated record. NCBI's taxonomy places the organism in Eukaryota, Fungi, Ascomycota, Dothideomycetes, Pleosporales, Pleosporaceae.